Capsaspora owczarzaki ATCC 30864 is the source of this 1509-nucleotide messenger RNA. Its product is annotated as threonine aldolase. The record is from RefSeq and is a predicted model, not a curated record. Bases 16 to 1362 code for a protein of 448 amino acids. Gene Ontology annotation, molecular function: L-allo-threonine aldolase activity. NCBI's taxonomy places the organism in Eukaryota, Filasterea, Ministeriida, Capsasporidae. Gene Ontology annotation, cellular component: cytosol. Gene Ontology annotation, biological process: L-threonine catabolic process; glycine biosynthetic process. The transcript is spliced from 6 exons.
GCCGGCGCAGUCUCAAUGCAGCGUGCGAGUGCUCGGUUCCUCCGCUCGCUCCCGUCCGCUCUUCCAUCCGCUCUUCCAUCCCCUUCCUGCCGCCGCGCCGCCGCCCUCCAACCCCGCCAGCCGCCGCUCCUUCUCGCGCCCAGUUGCUGCCGUCAGUCCCUCUCGCUUGUGCCUGCCGCCGCCGCCUCGUCUCCUGCGUCCCCCCUUCUUGCGAUUCUCCGCCGCCGCCACCAACAACGCCUCAUGUCAUCCUACGGCGCUGCCUCCACCGCUGCUCCCAGCGCCGAUGCUGUUCCCGUCGCAUUCGACACGCGCUCGGACACUGUCACCAAGCCCACCCCAGGCAUGCUCCAGGCCAUGCUCAACGCCGCGGUCGGCGACGACGUCUACGAUGAAGAUCCAUCCAUCCACAAGCUCGAGGCAUUUGUUGCACAACUGACCGGCAAGGAGGCUGCACUUUUCUGCGCGACCGGCACCAUGACAAACCAGCUCGCCAUCCGAUCGCAAAUCGGCGCGCUCGAGUCUCUCAUUUGCGACAUUCGCGCGCACAUCUUCCGCUACGAAUGCGGCGGCGUUGCGUAUCACUCUCAAGCGCACAUCAUUCCUCUUCAGCCGCCGAAUGGUGGCAACAUUACUCUGGAGAUGAUUGAGGCCCAAGUGCUCACAUUCAACGUUCAUCAUGCCGUCACCAAGCUGAUUGAGAUUGAAAACACGCUGGGUGGUGCCGUCUUCCCUUACGACGAGAUUGUUCGCAUCAGCACCUAUGCCAAGCAGCACGGCAUCAAGAUGCAUCUCGAUGGCGCACGCAUCUGGAAUGCAAGCAUUGCCACGGGCAUUCCGCUGAAGCAGUACUGCGACCAUUUUGACUCGGUCUCGCUUUGCUUGUCCAAGGGCCUCGGUGCGCCGAUCGGCUCUGUCCUCGUUGGUUCCCGAGAGCUCAUUCAUCGCGCUCGUCACUUCCGCAAGCUGUUCGGCGGAGGCUGGCGCCAGGCGGGAUUGCUUGCUGCGGGCGGACAAUACGCGAUCGAGCACCAGUGGACUCGCAUGGCGGACGAUCACGCCAACGCCAAGCAGUUUGCCGAGCUCAUCACGAAGGCUGGCCACAUGACCGUGACCAACAAGGUGGAGACCAACAUGGUCUUUGUGCUGCUCAACCCUGAGCUGCGCAAGAAGGGAGUCAGCUGGAACAAGAUUGCCGCCCGCCUCCGAUCCGUCCACGGCAUUGUUGUCAACGAGGACGGCGCUCACCCGGCCCCCGUCCGCUUCGUCUUCCAUCUGCACAUUACGAGCGAGGCCACUGCCAAGCUUGCUGCUGCCAUCAACGACGAGAUUGCCCAGGCGCUCAGUGCCGUUGUUGCGUGAGAGGCUUGAGUGAAUUGUUUCGGAUUGUAGCUGCCGUUGGCACCUGUCUGUCUGUCUGUCUGUCUGUCUGUUUGUCUGUCUGUUGUGCUUGUACCACAUAUGCGUCCCAAUCCAUGGGUGUCCUGAGACUGAGCAUUUGAACAACCG